Cutaneotrichosporon cavernicola is the source of this 2787-nucleotide messenger RNA. RefSeq lists its product as uncharacterized. Gene Ontology annotation, molecular function: chromatin binding; ubiquitin-protein transferase activity. Gene Ontology annotation, cellular component: Lid2 complex. The coding region runs from base 1 to 2787 and encodes 928 amino acids. The record is from RefSeq and is a predicted model, not a curated record. NCBI's taxonomy places the organism in Eukaryota, Fungi, Basidiomycota, Tremellomycetes, Trichosporonales, Trichosporonaceae. Gene Ontology annotation, biological process: histone catabolic process. The transcript has 8 exons.
AUGCCGUCGCGCGCAUCCGACAUGGCCCAGCAGGGCUUCACCGUGCUGUCGGCCAAGGCGGCCAACGGCGAGGUGGUCCACAUCAACGACCACGUUUACGUCUCCAUGCCAUGGUCGGACCGCGAUGGCACGCCAUACAUUAUCGCACGCAUCCUCGAGUUCGUGUCGGCUGGAAACGCGCACAAAAGGGGCACCAACUCGCGGCACGUCGCCAAGAACGAACUGCACGUCAGAUUGAGCAUCUACUACCGCCCUGGCGAUAUCUCGGGACGACCCGUCAGUGACUUCCGCCAGCUACUGGCCGCCAUCCAUACGCUCGUCGAACCCGUCUCUGUCAUCCGCGGCAAGUGCUACGUUCGACACAAGGAGAAGAUCGACGACCUUGUACGCUGGCGCAACACCCCAGAUCACUUCUACUUUAGCAAGUUCUUCGACCCAUACAUCAAGCGCGAGUAUGAGGUACUUCGCACCGCGAGCGUGAACAACAUCCCACCCGAGGUGAAGAAGGUGUUGCUUGAGCGCUACGAGUACCUCCUCACCGAGAAGGAGAUGGUCGCCGACCUUAUGGACGACUACCAUUCCUGCAAGAUCUGCGACAAGUGGGCCGCCGCGCAGCAUACGGUGCGCUGCGAGCUGUGCCGUUGCUACUUUCACAUGGCGUGCUUAACACCACCGCUGAGCGCCAAGCCAGCCAAGGGUUACUCGUGGGCGUGUCUCGGGUGCACGAUCCAGCGGCGCAUGGACGUCGAGAGCGAAAAAUACCGCUUCGUGACCAACGGAGGAAGCGCGCCGCCCCGUGUCAAGCCCGGCAAGAAGGAGCGCGCGGCGAUCAGCGACACGCCCGAUGUCCAGUUCCGCGGGUGGUCGUGGCGGUACUUUGGCUUGCAUACUCGGGCCGAGGACACGCUGAGCGAGGAGGACCUCACCUUCCCUCGUGCGGUGACGAGAGUCGGGCCAAGGUACACAGCCAACGUCCUCACAUGGGAGGAGCAGCAGGCCGCAGAAGCAGCAAAGCAGGGCAGCUUACGGGCGUUGGGCCCGUCGCUCGAGACUCCGGAGCGGGGUUUCGACCCUGACGAGAAUGCGCAUACGACGACGCUGACCGUGCUCUCAGAGCCAGACCCAGGGCUCGGACCGUUUAUGGACGACGUUGCCCGCCUCAACCUCCCCGUCCCGCCAUACGACAUCAACCGCCUCAACAAGGGCGUCGUCGCGUAUCACGACAAGGGAGCCGAAGAGGGCCUCAAGUACAUGAAGAUGCUGAAGCUCGAGGACUUUGGCAACCCCCUCAUAUGGACAGCGGCCGAGGACGCGAUCCUCGAGGCCGAGCUGAGCAGGUACAGCGGGCUCGAAGCGCACGCCAUCUCCAAGGCGGUACACAAACGCCCCGCCGAGGUUGUGCGCUACACCUUCAAAUGGCGAAACAAGCGUCUCAAGACUGAGAACGACCUCAUCCGCCAGCACCGCAAGGUGCACGGCAGCCACGGGAGGAACCACUCGAAGACGCUCGGCCCACCGAGUCUCGGCAAGAUCCGCUCGCGCGCCGACAGUGAGGUCAGCGAGGACGAGGGAUCGCUGUACAACGCGGCGUUUACCAGCGCCAACCGCAUGGCCUGUGCCGCCUGCGGCACGCGCACCUCGAACGUGUGGUGGAAGUGUCCGCGCACAGUACAAGGGAACGCAAUGUGCGAGCCCUGCGGCUCCAACUAUCGCAAGUACGGCGUCAUCUCGUUUGUUAAGAGCGAAGACGCCAAGCGCCCCGAGAAGAAGGACGUGCGCCGCCGCAAGGACACUGGGUCGGCCACAUCUACGCCCGCGCCUGCAGCUCCCAAGGCGCCGCCAUGCGCUCUCUGCAAGAAGAGCGACAAGAGCCUCCUCCGUUGCAAGACGUGUACUUUCCGCUGCCACGCUUCGUGCUACGGGGUGCGCGGCGAAGGACGUGUAGCGGACGGAUGGGAGUGCGAACUGUGCGCCAACGCGCGCGAAGAGGAAGUCAACCUCGAGCCCCGAUGUGUGCUCUGCCCGGCGGACAUGUCGGUGGUGGCAGCGCUCACGCGGAAGAAGAAGAUUGUGUACGACUUUGACGUGUUAUCGGCCAUGAAGCCGACCGAAGGGUGUCGGUGGACACAUGCCUUGUGUUCGGCCUGGCAUGCCGAGGUGCAGUACGCGGAUACGGGGGCGUUCAAGGCCGUCGAGGGGAUCAGUACUAUCCCCCAGGAGAAGUGGGAGGGGACAUGUACCCUCUGCAACCAACCCGACGGUGCCAAGCUCCCCUGUACCGACUGCGGCGCACGCUACCACGUCUCGUGUGCUUGGGCCGCGGGCCACCGGGUCGGCCUGGAAAUGACGCUGGCCAAGAGCAAGGGCGCGACCAUCGCGCGCUUCAAGGAAGACGCGGGCAUCAUGGCACCAGGUAUCUGGUGCCGUUCCCAUUCUCUCGAGGGACGGAGCAUCUACGACCCCUUUGACAUGGACGACGGCGAGACCGCGCUCAGCAUCUACGCUGCGACUUACAAGGGGGUCAAGGGCGGAUUUGCUCUGCUUCGCAAAGCGCAGCGCAUGGAUCAGGUGAUGGAUCAGGUGAAGGACGAGGAGGGUAAGGAGGGUAAGGAGAGUAAGGAGAAUCUGCGUGUGUGUGGGAGUUGCGGGAUUGACGCGUCUCCGCGCUGGCACGACGGGUUGUGCCAUCUCUGCUGGUUUGCGGCUGGACGACCGUUGAAGCGCAAGGCGGACGAGAUGGAUACCAAGCCCACCGUUGGCGUUAAUGGGCUUGUCGUACUGGCCUGA